Hypanus sabinus (Atlantic stingray) is the source of this 2095-nucleotide messenger RNA. RefSeq names its product Rab interacting lysosomal protein (gene rilp). Bases 233 to 1579 code for a protein of 448 amino acids. NCBI's taxonomy places the organism in Eukaryota, Metazoa, Chordata, Chondrichthyes, Myliobatiformes, Dasyatidae. Gene Ontology annotation, biological process: cilium assembly. The record is from RefSeq and is a predicted model, not a curated record. Gene Ontology annotation, molecular function: protein dimerization activity. The transcript has 10 exons. Gene Ontology annotation, cellular component: ciliary basal body; cytoplasm.
ACUUGACCAGCAGUCUGCAGCGGGUUAACAUCGUCCCUGCGGGUGUUGCCAAUGGGGGCCGGACGUGAGAAUUUAAGACUGGUUUAACAGCACUUCCCUGGGCCACGACCUGUCAAUCACCGGGCCACAGUCUGUCAAUCACCGGGCAACGUUCUACUCCCAGGCCACGUUCGGCCCCGGGACAGCAUCCUAACCCCCAGAUCACACUCGACCCUCGGCCACGGUCUCCACCAUGGAUAAAGAAACCCCCCGCGACUCCUGCCUCGACAAAGAAGCCCUCCACCUCGGGGUGAAUGAUGUGUACGAGAUCGCCAAAUUGAUCGGCACCGAGUUGGAGAAGCUGAUAGACAGCUAUGGCAAGGAGGCAGUGGAAGGGCUGAUUCCGAAAGUUGUGCGCGUCUUGGAAAUGCUGGAAAGUUUCGUGGCGCGGAAUGGCAGCACCGAGCAGGAAUUGAUACGAGCCUUCGUGAAGCUACGGGAUGGAGAGACGAGUGUGGGCCACUACAAGGAUGUGGAUCAUAAAAUAAGUCAGUGGCAUACCCGGAUCCAAGAACUGCAGAAGCAGAUAUCACAGCUGACAGGUGAAAACCAACGGCUGGUUAACCAGCUGGUUGAGAUCCAGUCCCAAGAAGAUAGCAUCUCUAAGAAGGAACGGGAAGUAAUGCUGAAGCUAAAAGAAGUGGUUGAUCAGCAAAGGGAUGAAAUUCGAGCCAAAGGUCACGAGCUGUAUUGCAAGAAUGAAGAUGUAGAUGCACUGCAGGAACAGCUGGAUCGAGUUCUGAAGGUUAACAAUGAUUUGCGACAUAAAUGGAACAUAGUUCAAACUCAGCUGAAAUCGGUGCUGGAGAAGAAGGCUGAACUGGAAGUCAUGUUGCAGGCGAAGGACAAAGAAAUCGACAGGCUGCAAUCCCACCUGACUGAGGUCAAGAAAGAGAACGGCAAGGACCAGAAGGUGAGCAAAGCUACGAGUGCACCAAAUAUCAACAUGGCCAACAAAAUCAUCAUUGAUGUAAAGGACCCAAACCGGCCCUGCUUCACGAAACAAGAAAUGCGGCAGAUUCUGCACGAGCGCAAUGAGUUAAAAGCAAACCUGUUUCUGGUCCAGGAGGAGUUGGCAUACUACCAGAGAGAGAUUUUCAACGAUGGAAAGUGCCCGGCAAUUUUCAAGGAAGCAAUCAAGACGGCAAUUAAGAAGCAAAGGAAAAAGGUGAAGUCAAAGAUGUUGGGAAUUCCGGAGAGCGUGUGUAGCAGCAGUGAUGAAGAAACUAAAGACGCCCUUCCCCCUCCCGGCUUCCCACAAGAUGAAAUAGAUGCCAAGCCACCCGAGUCGAGAAUCAAAUCUUUAGAUCCACCUCCAAAGUUUAGAACUGCUUUGCAAAGUAUUGUCUUUCAUGAAAUCCAGAUCUGGAUUUUGGAAUUGCUUUGCAAAGUACUGUCAGCCAGGUCACCCACUACUGCACAUCCACCUCCAGAUGGGAGGGUGGGUCAGUCUGGUAAGACUCUCCCACGACAGUCAUCAUUAAUUCUCCAUGACCUGUUGUCACAUGCAAUACAGAUUUGGGUUUCUUUACUUAGGUAACAGCGCCAAAGCAGCAUCUACCACUAGUGCCUCAAUCGAUGCCUGGGAGGUGAUUGACCCCCAAAAAAGUGGACCUGUAUGAGUAAUGUUCACAAACCAAAGAAUAAAACUGAGUGGAAGUGCAUUUGUGUAAAUUUUUUCAGAAGCUAUUUUGACUUGCUGUAUUUGUUGCUUUUAAGUCACAGUACACCUCCUGGUUAAAGAGGGGUUGCAUUCCUAGCAAUCUGCUAGAUAUUUUCUAUAAUACACGUCCUUGACAAAAAAUGACAAACUUAUAUUUUCUUUCAUAUUUUAUAUUAAUUAUUUUUCUCAUUUCUGUAAAAGUGAAUUAUUUCCCAUCUCAAUUUUUGGUAGUGAUUUUGUGAAUUGUAAAAACAAAUUGUUCAAAUUGCCAUAAUGUGGGGGUAUAUAGUACAAGAAUUUUAUGAUUUAAUUAAUAUACCCAAUUUUAAAACUUUGUAUUAUUUGUAAAUAUUUUUAAACUGUUUAAAUAAAUGUCUAUUUGAAGUUAACUUA